Penicillium cataractarum is the source of this 927-nucleotide messenger RNA. RefSeq lists its product as uncharacterized. The transcript has 2 exons. NCBI's taxonomy places the organism in Eukaryota, Fungi, Ascomycota, Eurotiomycetes, Eurotiales, Aspergillaceae. The record is from RefSeq and is a predicted model, not a curated record. Bases 1 to 927 code for a protein of 308 amino acids.
AUGGGCGACGCAGGUGGUGGGUUCGGAUCUGGUUUCGAAGUCGUCACCGCGAGAAAUCAAGAAGAACGCAGCAGCGGACCGGGAACAGGGUCUCCCACUCCCGCACAUCUGACGAAGAUACUAUACAUCCCUCAUCAUGAGGAGGGCACCUCGCACGUUUCGGUCGCGGAAGUCACUGCUCAGUACAAAGAGAGUGUCAAGGAACGUGGGAUGGGAUCAGCCUCGUAUGUCGUCGCGCUUGGACGAAUGCCUAAGCCCCAAGCGGGUGGCACUGAACAAGCAACCGAGGAGAAUGCGGCUCUCUAUAAUGUCGAAUUCAAAGAUGCGGCGUUGACCUUGAAAUCUGUCGCGUCAUCUUCAAAUGCGGAGUCGCUCGUGGAGGCAAAUGUGACCAUUGAAUCUGCAAAAGAUAAAGCCGCUAUAAUCAAAUUCAAGUCCCGGGAGAAAGAUUCAGUUGACCAAACAGAAGACACCGCGAUAUCGAUGUCGAUAUCCUCUCCAAUCCCCCCAACCUCAUUCAGGAAGAAAGUCUACGUGUACCCGUUUUUCGCUUUCCAGAUUCCCGGGGAAGACAAGACGUACCUUGAAUGGCAAAUUCACCCUGUUUCGCAAGGACGCUUGCGAUAUACUCUCGUGCGCGUCCCACAGAAACAUGAGACCGUUGAGGGUGCCGCUCCCAGCAUCCCCUUGGAGAAAGAUAUUCUUGCUAUCUAUCACCAUAUCGGGGAUACAGUCUCGUUUCCACUGCCGACCAGCGAAGGCGCUCUACUCCUUUCCACUGACAUGAGCCCGGAAACCGAGGCUAUUGUGCUUGCGAGUGUGCUUGGAUUGCUCUGGCAGCUGCGGCAGAUAAGCAAGUCUGGAAAAGGGCCUGGAGCUGAUCGCAAGGUUUCUAAAUUUUUCAAGGGCUUGCUUAACAAGAAGUAA